Molecule: messenger RNA, 222 nt
Organism: Mesocestoides corti
Lineage: Eukaryota; Metazoa; Platyhelminthes; Cestoda; Cyclophyllidea; Mesocestoididae
Source: the annotation of a GenBank genome assembly
AUGCCGACUCCCAAAGAUGUUUCCUCAUUGCGCUCCUUCAUGGGACUAAUCAGCUAUUACUCGGUUUUUCUACCUUCCAUGCACAAUGUCCGACCACCACUGAAUCACCUGCAUGGAAAGGACGUCCCUUGGGUUUGGUCCAGCGAAUGCGAGGCGGCCUUCUGUCAACUCAAAUCAAUGCUCAGUUCGGACCUGCUGCUGACCCAUUAUGAUCCAGGCCUA